AUGGUCAAGUUCAGCAAUGGCCGUCUCAAAUCUGGGAAGCAUCGUGUUGUGCCACUGCCUGGAGCACAAGGCCACUUGGAUCGGUAUAGCUUGGUGUACUUUCUUCGACCGACAGAUGAAGUCCUGAUGGAGCCUGUGGAGGAGUAUAAACAUGAGCAAGUCGUGGCUGUGGGUGGGAAGGUUUGCGAAGAGAAGGUUUAUACUGCUGGUGAAUGGAUGGCACGACGAUUGAAGCAGAUGUCUAAGUGA
This is a messenger RNA of Fusarium sp. VM40, 249 nucleotides long. The record is from the annotation of a GenBank genome assembly. NCBI's taxonomy places the organism in Eukaryota, Fungi, Ascomycota, Sordariomycetes, Hypocreales, Nectriaceae.